Messenger RNA from Ochotona princeps (American pika), 1503 nucleotides. RefSeq names its product receptor associated protein of the synapse (gene RAPSN). The record is from RefSeq and is a predicted model, not a curated record. Gene Ontology annotation, molecular function: acetylcholine receptor binding; protein-membrane adaptor activity. NCBI's taxonomy places the organism in Eukaryota, Metazoa, Chordata, Mammalia, Lagomorpha, Ochotonidae. Gene Ontology annotation, biological process: chemical synaptic transmission. Gene Ontology annotation, cellular component: synapse. The coding region runs from base 55 to 1293 and encodes 412 amino acids. The transcript has 8 exons.
GCCUCCCCGCACCUGCUCCACGAGGGGCCUGGAGGCUCACAGGGCUUGGAGACAAUGGGGCAGGACCAGACGAAGCAGCAGAUUGAGAAGGGACUGCAGCUUUACCAGUCCAACCAGACGGAGAAGGCGCUGCACGUGUGGAUGAAGGUAUUGGAAAAGAGCUCCGACCUGGUGGGCCGCUUCCGUGUGCUGGGCUGCCUAGUCACCGCCCACUCCGAGAUGGGCCGCUACAAGGAGAUGCUGAAGUUUGCCGUGGUCCAGAUCGACACAGCCCGGGAGCUGGAGGACGCUGACUUCCUCUUGGAGAGCUACCUGAACUUGGCCCGCAGCAAUGAGAAGCUGUGCGAGUUCCACAAGACCAUCUCCUACUGCAAGACCUGCCUUGGCCUGCCAGGCACCCGGGCCGGAGCCCAGCUUGGAGGCCAGGUCAGCCUGAGCAUGGGCAAUGCCUUCCUGGGUCUCAGCCUCUUUCAGAAGGCCCUGGAAAGCUUCGAGAAGGCCCUGCGCUAUGCUCACAACAAUGACGAUGCCAUGCUUGAGUGCCGCGUCUGCUGCAGUCUGGGCAGUUUCUACGCCCAGGUCAAGGACUAUGAGAAAGCUCUGUUCUUCCCCUGCAAGGCAGCGGAGCUCGUUAACGACUAUGGCAAAGGCUGGAGCCUCAAGUACCGGGCCAUGAGCCAGUACCACAUGGCCGUGGCCUAUCGCCUGCUGGGCCACCUGGGCAGCGCCAUGGAGUGUUGUGAGGAGUCCAUGAAGAUCGCAUUGCAGCAUGGGGACCGGCCGCUGCAGGCCCUUUGCCUGCUCUGCUUUGCUGAUAUCCACCGGAGCCGUGGUGACCUGGAGACGGCCUUCCCCAGGUACGAGUCUGCCAUGAGCAUCAUGACCGAGAUUGGAAACCGCCUGGGCCAGGUGCAAGUGCUGCUGGGUGUGGCCAAAUGCUGGAUGGCCAGGAAGGCACCCGACAAGGCUCUGGAUGCCAUCGAGAAAGCCCAAGACCUGGCUGAGGAGGUGGGCAACAAGCUGAGCCAGCUCAAGCUGCACUGCCUGAGUGAGGGCAUCUACCGUGGCAAGGGGCUACAGCGGGAGCUGCGGGCACACGUGGUACGCUUCCAUGAGUGCGUGGAAGAGACAGAGCUCUACUGUGGCCUCUGCGGCGAGUCUAUCGGCGAGAGAAAUAGCCGGCUCCAGGCCCUGCCCUGCUCCCACAUCUUCCACCUCCGGUGCCUACAAAACAAUGGGACCCGGAGUUGUCCCAACUGUCGCCGCUCCUCCAUGAAGCCUGGCUUUGUAUGACGUCAGUGGUGAACACUGAACUUUCGCCUCCAGCGCCAUCUCCCCAGAGGCUGCUGGCUGUUUUGGGGGCAGCCACCUGGAGUCGGGGCCUCCCCAGGGCAGCCAGAGCCCUGAGGCCUGCCCCUUGCAGACCUCCUGUGUACCUCACUGCCCUUUGUGCCCCUUUGGACUUUGUUCUUUAUAGAAAAAUAAACCAAAGCCUGCACUUGG